AUGGUCGUACGGGCCCUUCCUUUCAUGUCGUUUGCCACCGUCAUUGACAAUCCAAUCCCUACGAAAGAUGGGAAGCUCAAUACCCCCCUGUCCCAGUCCAGUGACAAGCUUCCUUUCGAGGACGACUAUAACGAUGCUUUUGCCAAAAUUCUACGAGACGAGUUGCACUACACUGUUUCAACCCCUAAAGGCACAACCAGAGGAAAAACUGAUUUCGUUGUAACCUACGCCGACAACAAGACUUGCGCCCUCGAGUCCAUCAUGACGCCUGUACAGGAUCAGGUGGGUAUUCUUUGUUUUUGA
Molecule: messenger RNA, 303 nt
Organism: Seminavis robusta
Lineage: Eukaryota; Bacillariophyta; Bacillariophyceae; Naviculales; Naviculaceae
Source: the annotation of a GenBank genome assembly